Messenger RNA from Perognathus longimembris pacificus (Pacific pocket mouse), 1933 nucleotides. It is a transcript of the gene Hck, whose product is annotated as HCK proto-oncogene, Src family tyrosine kinase. Gene Ontology annotation, biological process: innate immune response; cell differentiation; protein phosphorylation. Lineage: Eukaryota; Metazoa; Chordata; Mammalia; Rodentia; Heteromyidae. The record is from RefSeq and is a predicted model, not a curated record. Gene Ontology annotation, cellular component: extrinsic component of cytoplasmic side of plasma membrane. The coding region runs from base 376 to 1890 and encodes 504 amino acids. Gene Ontology annotation, molecular function: ATP binding; signaling receptor binding; non-membrane spanning protein tyrosine kinase activity. The transcript is spliced from 13 exons.
GACCCGGGGAGAGGUGAGGACCCCGGGGUGGGGUUGGAAUCAGGGGGCGGUGCCAGGCCCCUGCGGGGCGGGGUUUGCACGGCGGACCCGGAGCGCGGCGGGGACGCUAGCAGACGGCCGGUGGGCGCCCGCAGGUCCCAGGUUCCAGUCGCCGAACUCCGGCGAGGUUCAGAGGCCCCCCGGGGUGAGAGGAUCUGCAUAGUCCAGCGCCCCGACGGCCGGAGAAGACCAGGCACCCGAGCCUCCAGGUCCCAACCGUCAGUCCUCCCUCCUGCGGGCUCGGGCGUCCCGGGCCCCCCGAACACUGCAGAGCUGGGGGGACGCCCGAGCUGCGAGGAUCCGGGCUGCCCGCGAGGCGAGGCGCGGGCGCCCAGGAUGGGGUGCAAGAAAUCCAAGAUCCUACGGGACAUGGGCAAGGCCUGGAAAGCGGAGCCGGGCAGCAACCCGCACAACCCUGUGUACGUGCCGGACCCCACUUCGUCCAGCAAGAUGGGGCCAAACAGCAACAAUGGCAACCCCCCAGGCUUUGCAGAUGCAGGCUCUGAGGACAUCAUUGUGGUUGCCCUGUAUGACUAUGAGGCCGUUCACCAUGAAGACCUCAGCUUCCGGAAGGGGGAGCAGCUGGUAGUCCUGGAGGAGUCUGAAGAAUGGUGGAAGGCAAGAUCUUUGACAACCUGGAAAGAGGGCUACAUUCCGAGCAACUAUGUGGCCCGUGUUAACUCUCUAGAGACAGAAGAGUGGUUCUUCAAGAAGGCCAGCCGGAAGGAUGCAGAGCGACAACUCCUAGCUCCUGGCAACAUGCUUGGCUCCUUCAUGAUCAGAGACAGCGAGACCAGCAAAGGAAGCUACUCCUUGUCUGUGCGAGACUUUGACGCCCAGCAAGGAGAUACGGUGAAGCAUUAUAAGAUCCGGACGCUGGACAGCGGGGGCUUCUACAUCUCCCCGAGGAGCACCUUUGGCACGCUGCAUGAGCUCGUGGAACAUUACAAGAAGGGGAAAGACGGCCUGUGCCAGAAGCUGUCGGUGCCCUGCAAGUCCCCCAAGCCACAAAAGCCGUGGGAGAAAGAUGCCUGGGAGAUCCCCCGGGAAUCCCUCAAGCUGGAGAAGAGGCUGGGAGCUGGGCAGUUUGGAGAAGUCUGGAUGGCCACCUAUAACAAGCACACCAAGGUGGCGGUGAAGAUGAUGAAGCCGGGGAGCAUGUCGGUGGAGGCCUUCCUGGCCGAGGCCAACAUGAUGAAAACCCUGCAACAUGACAAGCUGGUGAAGCUGCACGCCGUGGUCACCCAGGAGCCCAUCUACAUCGUCACAGAGUUCAUGGCCAAAGGAAGCCUGCUGGACUUUUUGAAAAGCCAAGAAGGUAGCAAACAGCCCUUUCCGAAGCUCAUUGACUUCUCUGCCCAGAUCGCAGAAGGCAUGGCCUUCAUCGAGCGCAGGAACUAUAUUCACCGAGACCUCCGAGCCGCCAACAUCCUGGUCUCUGCCUCGCUGGUGUGUAAGAUCGCGGACUUCGGCCUGGCCCGGAUCAUUGAGGACAAUGAGUACACAGCUCGGGAAGGGGCCAAGUUCCCCAUCAAGUGGACAGCUCCAGAGGCCAUCAACUUCGGCUCAUUCACCAUCAAGUCAGAUGUCUGGUCCUUUGGUAUCCUGCUGAUGGAGAUUGUCACCUUCGGCCGGAUCCCUUACCCAGGGAUGUCAAACCCGGAGGUGAUCCGGGCACUGGAGCAUGGCUAUCGGAUGUCUCGCCCAGAGCAUUGUCCAGCGGAGCUCUACAACAUCAUGACACGCUGCUGGAAGAACCGCCCAGAGGAGCGGCCCACCUUUGAGUACAUCCAGAGUGUGCUGGAGGACUUCUACACGGCCACCGAGAGCCAGUACCAGCAGCAGCCUUGACAGCAGGGCAGGGUGGGACCUGAGCCCAGGGCGGGACCUGAGC